AUGGCUCUCCACAUCCUUCUAUCCCUUGCAGCUCUCAAUUUGUUUCUUCGUCACAAUGAGUUAAUCACAAUCUAUAUUCUUUUUUUAUUUGUUCUGACUUCUUCAUCGUUUUCUUUUUCUUAUUCACCUUCUUCUUCUUCAUCGUUAUAUUCUUUCUCUUCUCAUUCUUCUUCUUCAUCGUUGAUUUCUUUUUUUCUUAUUCACCUUCUUCUUCUUUUCUGCAUCUUCUUCUUUAUCGUUUUUCUUUCCCUUCUUCUUCUUCUUCAUCUUCUUCUUCCUCAUCGUCUUCUUCUUUUCCAUCUCUUCUUCUUCGUUUUCUUUUUCUUCUUCUUAGUCAUAGUCUUCUUUUGCUUCUUCUUUCUUUCUCUCCUCCUCCUCCUCCUCCUCUCCUUCUUCCCCUUCUUUGUCUUCUUUUCUUCAUUUUCUUCCUCAUCGUCUUCUUUUUUUUACUUUUUCUCCUCUUCUUCAUAUUCUUUUUCCUUCUUUGUCGUUGACGUCGUCCUCUUCUUCUUCUUCUUCUUCUUCUUCUUUUCUUUAUCAUCUUCUUUAUCGUUUUUCUUUUUCUUCUUCCUGUUCUUCUUCUUUCUUUCUUUAUCUUCUUCUUCGUCUUCUUCGUGUACUUCUUUUCUUCAUCUUCUUCUUCAUGAUUAUCAUCUUUUUCAUCUCCUCUUCUUUUUCUUCUUCUUAAUCACCGUCUUCUUUUUCCUCUUCUUUCUCUUCUCCUUCCCCUCCUCCUCUUCUUUUUCUUCCCCUUCUUUAUCUAUCUAUCUAUCUAUCUAUCUAUCUAUCUAUCUAUCACAGUCUGUUCAUAUCUAUCUAUCUAUCUAUCUAUCUAUCUAUCUAUCUAUCUAUCUAUCUAUCUAUCGCAUCUGUUCCUAUCUAUCUAUCUAUCUAUCUAUCUAUCUAUCUAUCUAUCUAUCUAUCUAUCUAUCUAUCGCAGUCUGUUCGUCUCUAUCUAUCUAUCGCAGUCUGUUUGUAUAUAUCUAUCUAUAUAUCGCAGAACAGCCUGUCCCUAUCUAUCUAUCUAUCUAUCUAUCUAUCUAUCUAUCUAUCUAUCUAUCUAUCUAUCCUAGUCUGUCUAUAUCUAUCAAUCCCAGUCUGUUUAUAUCUAUCUAUCUAUCUAUCUAUCUAUCUAUCUAUCUAUCUAUCUAUCUAUCUAUCUAUCUAUCCGUUCUUUCCUCCUCAAUGUCUUUCUCUCCGUUUUCUAUUUAUUUAUCUUACAUUGUUCAUAGCGGUCUUAAUUUGUUGGUACCUGACAAUCAUUCAAUAAAGAUAUCUACCUGCUUUGUUAACGUUUGCUUACACGGCUUCUCUCGCUUUCUUUCCAAACCGACUGUACAUGCCACCGCGCACUCACUCGAAUUUUCCAUUUCGACGUCACGCAUACAAGACGAACUCAAUUUUGUUCGUUCUUAUCGUCGAAAAUACAUCAAACUUUCUUCUCUUUCAUUUUUUUUUUCCUCCUAUCCUUUUCUCCGCUAA
Acanthosepion pharaonis is the source of this 1482-nucleotide messenger RNA. Lineage: Eukaryota; Metazoa; Mollusca; Cephalopoda; Sepiida; Sepiidae. The record is from the annotation of a GenBank genome assembly.